CAGUCUUUGAAUCAAGUACACUAUAAGCAGAGUCAACUCUUAACACAUGUUAUUACCAUUUUAUAGUAAAAAAGCUACUAAAUUUCAGAUAAUUUAAACAUAUGAUCAAAAAUUGUCAGUUACUUUACAUAUAUUUAAAUCCAGGUUGAGUGUAUCCUCUUAUCUAGGUAUCUGACAGUCUCUCCCAGGGGAAUUCUUCAGUCAAAUUAGAAAGUGCAUGAAUGUGAAUGCAUUUAGUAGUCAAGCCUUUACCCCUGAAAAAUUUCAGGUGGUGCACCGAAGUUGGUAACAUGGUACAUAAGCAGUUGGAGCUUUACAUUCUACUCUCAGGGAAGGCCUUUUACCAAAGACUUUUCUAGAACUCUCUUGGUAAACCAUAUGUUCAGCCCAACAGGUAGACCAAAGACCAGAACUGUGUAGGGCAUGUGAGUCAUUUUCCCUUUCUCCUGGCUGUGGCAGGCACACACUACCACCCACCUACCGCGUGCCACCUGGACAUGUGACUCAGGGCUCUUUUUUAGGAAAUGGAGACCUGGUGUUCAUGGCCCCUGACAAUGCGCUCUGAUCUUACGUGUGUCUGUGAGGUCACUGGUCGCCUACCCAACUCUGACCCAGAGAUAUUAGAUGUCUUGCAUCUGACCUACCCCAGGACAUAUCUGGUUGGAGAAAUACAACUAUCCAGCCUUGCCACGUUGGUGGGGAGUUUUGCUGCUAAAUCCAUCUCGAAAAGGAGGUGUAGAGACAGCGUGAGGCACAAAUACAAUAAAGUGUGGAAAGGAAUUUAUGACAAGUCAAAAGCCCGAGAGACUAGUAAACUCCGGAUAAUUCCUUCAGAAUUUGUCUUUUUAGCUAACUACAGGAUGCUCGUUUUUUUUUUUUAGGAGUGUGCAGGGUUUGUUGCUUCGUCUCCUGCCCACCACACCAGUGCAUCUGAAAAGGGGGCAGCGACAAGGGAAAGGAACACAGGGGUAUUUCCCUAUCCUGGCUAGCCAGGUCCUGAAUCAUCACAAGCUGGUAGCACUUUCCUUCAGCAAGUCACAACUUUCCCAGGAAUAACACGAUCUUGUACUUAAAAGGAAGAGUGGUGGGAGACCAGCGAGGCGAAGGGGAGGGGGGCGUGGAGCGGCCGUCCCGCCCCGGAAUCCUAGGCGCCGGGAGGCUGCAGCCCGGAGGCCGCGGGUCCAGGAAUGCGCUGUUCAGGCUGCGGGCGCGGGAGGCGCGCCCCGGGCAGGGGGAGGCGCAGCUGCGGAGGGGCGGGGCGGCGCGCACCUGGGCGCAGGGGGCGGGGCGUAGUCGGAACUACCCCCUGCCCCCGAGGCGCACGGAGUCGGCUCUUUCCGCCCCGUUUCGGCACCGCUCGGCUUCCCCCUCUCGCUGGCUCUCUGCCUCCGUACUGGGACUGCUGGGGAGCUCAGGACCGCAAGUUUGCCGCGGCUCGUCGCGCGUCGGAAGCGGAGGGCUCACCUGAGCACCGCUCAGCCGGGCGCCUCGGUCCACCUACGCUCCCCGGAGAGCCGCCGGCGGCUACGGAGCUCGCUGGUCCGCGCCCGGGGCCGUCCCCCUUGCAUCCUCCCGCCGCGGGCCGGAGGCGGCGGCAGCCCGGACGAGCGGCGUGAGGGGCGCCCCCGCCGGCCCCUGUGGGAACAU
Messenger RNA from Nannospalax galili (Upper Galilee mountains blind mole rat), 1647 nucleotides. RefSeq names its product atherin-like. NCBI's taxonomy places the organism in Eukaryota, Metazoa, Chordata, Mammalia, Rodentia, Spalacidae. The transcript has 2 exons. Bases 1188 to 1616 code for a protein of 142 amino acids. The record is from RefSeq and is a predicted model, not a curated record.